Austrofundulus limnaeus is the source of this 931-nucleotide messenger RNA. RefSeq names its product SET domain containing 9 (gene setd9). The transcript has a single exon. Lineage: Eukaryota; Metazoa; Chordata; Actinopteri; Cyprinodontiformes; Rivulidae. Bases 37 to 879 code for a protein of 280 amino acids. The record is from RefSeq and is a predicted model, not a curated record. Gene Ontology annotation, molecular function: protein binding.
CAAGGCGCCUGUCAGCAGAGUCGCAGGGGUUUCUUGAUGUUUACAUCUGCUCUGGAAAGAUUUCAGAAGGUAUGGAAGUCCUACAGACACCGCUUCGUGCCUUGGGUUGUGUUUAACUUGUCUAAAAAUGAGAAAACUCUGCGCCAGGUGACGGAGCGCGCCAAAGACCAGCUGGUCCCGGAUGAACACGUCUCCCGGAGCCUCCUGAAGCUUUUCAGAGCCCUCCACAGGAACAGGGCUCAUCAGGGGGAGCUCAGGGAAGCUCAUGUGAACCCAGUGCCAACGUUUCUGGGUAAAGAGGAGCAGGAUGGUGGACGUGAUCUUAUUUUCCAGUCUCUGGGAUUCUGUAUCGACCGGAAGCCCAGCUCUUUACCAUCAGCUGGAACUGGAGUGUUCGUCACCAGGGGCUGUGUUCCCAGAGGAGCCACAGUCGCCAUGUAUCCUGGCACCAUUUAUCAGCCCUACGAGCCCAUUCUCCUUCAGUCAAUCUGCAACCCCUUUGUAUUCCGCUGCAUCGAUGGCGUCCUGGUUGAUGGAAAUGACAAAGGCAUCUCCAAAAUGGUGUUCAGGUCUUGCAGCGGCAGGGACAGAAUAGGUCCCUUUGUGACAAGUGACACCACUUGGCUGACGGACACUCCACGAAACCCUCUGGCCGUGGGUCAGUAUGUGAACAACUGCACCGAYGACAGGCCUGCUAAUGUCUGCUACCAGGAGUUUGACAUCCCUGACAGCUUUCCCAUCGAGCUCCGCCAGUUUCUACCAAAUGUCAACUACAGCCAGGAAACCAAGAGACCCCUGCGCUGCGUGGUCCUGGUUUCCCUCAGAGAAGUCCGAGCAGGAGAGGAACUCUUCUCCAACUACUACACCAUUGUGCACUAAACUGUUUGUAUUCUUUACAAAAAUAAAAAAAGAUAAAAAACAGAAAAAAAAA